ACGUUGGUCAGAAAAUUACAACAUCAUAGCACAUAAUUAAUGUUCCUAAAAUCAAAUUCUCCCGUUGGUUCGAAAUUUAAUUUUAGAAACACUAAUUUUCAUCAAUUUCAUCUAUUUGCAGUGGAAGAUCUAUAUACAAUUCAUAUAAACAAUAACAAAACUCUGUUGUUUACUCUCUGUAAAAAUUCGCCCGUUGGUUCAAAUUUAAACAGAGGUAAAACUUGAAAAACAAUUCAAAAUUCUAUUGUAAUUUGCAUGAAAAUAUACAAAAUACCUGUUCAGAAACAUUUCUCACAUUUAUCUAUUCUCUAAACAAUUUUCACGUUGGUUCAAAUUGCUUAGAAAUAAACACAAUCAUUAAACAUAUUGAAAAUGCUUCCUUCGGCCGAGGGACUUUUAUUAAACUUCUUUUUCUUCUUUUCCUUCUUUCUUUCGGCCGAGGGACCUAAAGUGGACUUUUGGCCGGUCUGGCCCGUCCGGCCCGCGGCCACCAGCCGACCGUCACCAUCCGGCCAUCCAUUUGCUAGGGUUAGGAUCGGACGGUCAGCCGCCGAGUUCGGGGAAACAAAAACCCUUCCUCCCAACCGGCCAAACCCUAGCCGCACAUUUCACUUCUCCUCUCUCCCUCCUCUCUCUACACCGGAGCGGCGGCGCCAUCGGCGGCGGCCGGAGGAGGUGGCGGCGCCGUCGCGGGGCCCCUCGCCGGCGCGCGUGCUCACCCUAGGCAGAGCGCGCCGCCGUCGAGCGGCCUUGUGACGGUGUGGUCGGCGCCCUCUCGUCUCCCCCCGGCUUCGGCGACGGCCGGCGACGGCGGUGGAUGGGGAAACACGGCGGCGCCAUCUUUUCUUUUCUCUUCUCUUCUCCCCCCACCGUCUCUAGCCCCCACCGCGAAGUGAGAGAAAGAGGGCGGCGGCCGAAGGAGAUGGCGGCGCCGCCGCGGCCCCCCUCGCCGGCACGCGCGUGCACCCGCGGGUGCGCGCACGGCCGUCGAGUUGCUCCUAGGUGGUGCCUCUUUGCCCCUCCCCCCUCCGUUGCCGGCGUCAACGACGGCCGGCGACGAGCUCAUCACCAGACAAUUGGAUGGAAGGAAUAAACGGAAGCCAGUCUCUUGCUCUUCAGACUUACAUUGGUGGAAAUAUUGAAGGGCUUCAUCUUACAUGAUCUCACUGGUACGUAAACUUGAGUUCAGCAACUGCAUAGACAUCACCAUUUGGUCUCAUGAAGCUCACUAGUGAAGUCAUAUAGUAUGGAUUGGUAUCUGUUUAUCCAAGAACAAUUCAAGUUAUUAUGGCUUUACCUAUGUAUUGUCUACAAAAUUUUUGUUUAGUCUGUGAUUAAAAUAAACUGUACAAUUUUCUCUUUUUACUUCCUGCCAUGCCGUUUAUUCUCUGAAAAUAUAGAUGCCCUGUCUACUUAGAGCAAGUUUAAUAAGAGAGCCGGUUGUUGUCUAUAAAAUUAUCUACAUCAAAGAUAGGUGUAUAACAACAGACUAUUAGGUAGAUUGCUAUACACAAAUUACAAAAAUAUACCAUUCAAUUUUUUUAAUUUGGGUCCCCACCACAUUAACUUGCCUUUUCUCUCACCCGUCAACCUUUUUUUCUCCCAACCAAUCAGAAGGACAUGCAAUCCCACAUAUAAAGGCUUCCACAAUGUGCCAUAAGAAUGAGCCAUAGGCCUUUUAACUAACCAUAUAUAUUAUGGGCACUAGCCAUAAGACAUUAAAUACUAAAAAUAGCCAUAAGUUUUUUAUGGCUCAACCUUAAAAAAUAAAAUGAUGAGAUAAAGCAUACAUGCACACUAAAGAGGAUGAGGAUGAGAAUAGAUUAUGGUAUGGUGGGACCUACUUUAAAGUAGAAUUUGUUUACAUAGAUGUGUGAACCAUCUUAACAUAUAUUCUUGCCUUCAACAUUGUGGCUAUGGACAUAGGGUAUGGUGGGACCUAUCUUAUUUUCACCAUGACCUUUAAGCAUUGCUGUUGCAUCGGCUGCAUGUAGGUGCCACUGCCUUUUUUCUCGUGCUAUCACCUGGCGGCUGCAUGAGCGUCCGCUUUGCUCUCUCUCUCCUCUCUUCUCUUUCUUCCACCUAGAUUUUGCUGAAGUGGACAAUUCUACCCACUGCUAAUUCAGCUUUUAUUGUACCUGCUCUCAUAGGUGACUCUGUUAGAUUGCUUAUGUGGCAUAUUACAUCCCCAUCAACAUGUACAUUUCAGUUCAUUGGCUUCUUUUUUUAAAAAAAAAAUUAUAAUCCUAUGCUAUUCCAUAAUGUUCCGCAGUAACGUCUGAGGUACCAUCCAGUACGUAUACAUAAAAAUAAGCCGGGAGUUGAAGAAAUGGUCAGCUUAGCUCCUGGAUUCUCUCAUCUAUUUAUAGCUAACGAAUACAGGGACUUAAUUAAACAGCAUUACAGGAGCUAGCAAACCAGAAAAGCUUUAAAACCUUUUUUUUUCUAAAAAAGGGGGGGGGGUGUGUGGGGAAAUCUUGAAAACAGAAUCAAUCCCUUACGUUUCAAUUUAUCUCCUAGAAAUCUAUUGACUCAAUGUAACCCUUGAACAAAACACCGUAUGAGCAUGCCACGUAAUCCUCAUAUAUAAGGACAAAAAUAAAUCCUUCUACCCUUACAUAUACCAUAUUACAGUAAUAAGAACAAACAAAAAUAAUAAUAACCCAGAAAGUCAUGAUAGAAUGCCAGCCUGAUUUUUUUUAAAUAUAUAUGGUUUUGUCUUUUCUUUCUUUUUAUUUGUUAUUAUGAUUAUAUAUAAUGAUCAUUAUUAUUGUUCUUACAUGCGUGGAUAACAUGGCACGUUCAUGUGGUAUUUUUUGUCUCGCGCCGUACGUCCAACGCGUAGCGCUCUCCCAUUUCCUGUGUCCCCUAGGAUUAUGUUGAGCCAAGUGUACCAGUAAAAACAAUAUUGAGUCAAAGUGGUAGAUUUUAGACAUAAACAUAUUAAAAUAUGUGAAACUAAACUGAUCCUAUAUCUAAGGGACCGUAGCUAUCCACCCAAUCCCAAACUAGCUGUUGGGUUUAAUUUCCUCGAAAAUGACUGUAAAAAACCAACUUCUUUUAAGCCUACAUAAAAUCAGCCACUAAAACAAUGGAGAAUUAGGAUCGAAUCAAUAUUAGGUCUAGUAAUUAACCAAUGGAUCAUCAGAGCAGCGGCGGCGGCCAUUGUUCCAACCCUCCCAGCUGCGGCUUCUGCGGCCGCGCCACCGUCGCCAUCAGCUUCGCCGCCGUCCCCGCCGGCUUCUGCACCUGCAACGUCUGCCUCCGCGACCUCGCCGGCGUCCUCGGCUACCGCUGCCCGCUCUGCAACUUCACCGUCCACCGCCAAGGAUGCCGCCGCCCCCACCACCACCACCCGCCGCCGGUGGCCUACACGCAGCACCAGCGGGCAUCGUCCUACAACCAGGCGCCGGUGGCGGCGUCGUCGCCGCGCGCGAGCGGCAGCCGGAGGAAGCGGGUGAAGACGUUCGUCAUCAGGCUCGUCGAGAAGGUCAUCGGGCUGGAGAAGAACGGCCGCGGCGGCGGCGGCGGUGGGCGCAAGAAGAAAGGCAAAGGCAAAGGCGGCGGCGGCGAGGACGAAGAGGAGGAGGAGGAGGAAGAAGAGGAGGAGGGAUAUGACGAUUAAUCUGCUCGCGUAGGUAAACCUGCGGCGCCUCUGGAUUAAUUCUACUUAAUUAAUUGCUCCCGCCGUUUCAUAUUAUAAUACUUUCAUUGUUCACAUUCUACUGUUAAUGAAUCUAGACACAUAUAAAUGUGCGCAAUGCUAGAAAGUCUUAUAAUACGAAACGGAGGAAGUAUUACUUUAUCAUCUCUAGAUUAAUUCUGCUUAAUUAAUUAUUACUUCCUUAGUUUCUUUUCAUGUACUCAUUCCUUUUUUUAAUAUAAGAUUUUUUUUAUAUUUUGAUAUACAUUCGAUCAUAUGACUUAUUCAAUUUUUAUUUUUACAAAUCAAUAAAAUUACAAGCCAUGUUUAAAGAGGAGGAAGA
Molecule: messenger RNA, 3986 nt
Organism: Oryza sativa Japonica Group (Japanese rice)
Lineage: Eukaryota; Viridiplantae; Streptophyta; Magnoliopsida; Poales; Poaceae
Source: RefSeq, a predicted model, not a curated record